Messenger RNA from Pogonomyrmex barbatus (red harvester ant), 1128 nucleotides. RefSeq lists its product as uncharacterized. Gene Ontology annotation, biological process: detection of chemical stimulus involved in sensory perception of smell; sensory perception of smell. The record is from RefSeq and is a predicted model, not a curated record. Gene Ontology annotation, molecular function: olfactory receptor activity; odorant binding. Lineage: Eukaryota; Metazoa; Arthropoda; Insecta; Hymenoptera; Formicidae. Gene Ontology annotation, cellular component: plasma membrane.
AUGACGGAUACACUGAAGAUGGAAAAAUUUAUCGCGUUUUUAAAAGUGGAUUUGUUAUUCGCUUGUUGCUGGCCAUUACCACCAACUGCCACAAAAUGCGAAAAAAUACGCAACAAAAUAUUUCGCUGUCUUUCUAUUCUACACGGGAUACUUAUGAUGGUUGAAAUAAUAUAUACAAUUUAUAGCAAUCGCUCGGAUUUAUUUUUGAUAAUGAAAUUAUGCUGUAAUUUAUGUACCACUACUGAAGUUCCUUUGCAAAUCAUGUGCUACUCUCUUCAAUAUGAUCGUCUUCAAUACGUGAUUUACGCCUUGGAAGAUUAUUGCAAACAAGCGAAACCAGAAGAACAUAUUAUUUUUCAUCAAUACAUUAACAGCUGUAAACCGGUUUAUAUAGGCGCAGUGUGUGGCUUCACCAUUACCGGCAUAUUGCUCAUCAUUAGUCCUAUAAUAGGACCUCAUCCUUUUCCCAUGGACAUUGAAUAUCCGUUUUCCAUACAUUUUACACCUGUGAAAAUUAUCAUUUAUCUACAUCAUAUAUUUAUUAUAUAUCAAAGUUAUGUACAGGUGUGCUCAAUGAUUUUUAUCGCACUUCUGUUAUGGUUUGUGUCAGCGAGAUGUGAUAUCUUAUCAAAUAAAUUUCGAGCCGUCACGAAAUUUUCCGAGUUACGUGAGUGCCUAAAAGAACACCAAGAAUUAUUGUGGUAUGGAAAAAUGGUUGUUCUUUCUAUUCGAUACGUCAUGUUAGCGGCGUUAGGUGUCAGUACGAUAGUUAUCAUUUUUACUGGUUGUACUUUUCUUAGCAAACAACCAAUGUCAGUAAAGUCAACAUUUUUAAUCUUCUUUAUUUCAUCUCUCGCAAAAGUAUUUUUGUGUGCAUGGCCGGCCGAUCAUUUGUUGAGUGCAAGCGCUAAUAUUGCAUAUGCUGCAUACGAUUCGAUAUGGUAUAAUGAGAAAGCUGAUUUUCAGAAAAAUUUUGUAAACACUCUGUUACGUGCCCAACAAUCUAUUGUUGUGAAUGUCCCCCCUAUGUUACCAACUGUUUCGUUAAAUUAUUAUGCCUCAUACGUUUCAACUGCCUUCUCUUAUUUGGCCACUUUUCGAGUUAUAUUUGCAGAAGAGGACGAUUAA